AUGAAGCUCACCUUCAUAUUCCUGGGUCUCUUUGCCUUCCUUUCACGCACCGUUAUUGCGCAGGUGGCCGGCGGGUCCACAUACGCACACGCAUUUGAAGCCAUAUAUCUCUACUACGGUUAUCUGGUUGACAUGGAAGUCACCGGAAAAUAUGGGGAAUUAGGCUCUACUUGCAUACCAACUGCAGGCAAAUCUGUUUGCACGGUGUGGGAAUUCAUCAAGAGCAUUCAAAGUCGCUAUAAUGCCGCGGCAACAGGCGAUGGGGGUAGAAUGGGCGCCCUCACGCGCCCUGAUGACAUCCCAGCGCUUGCAGACUUGCUGGUGGAACAGAACUACAACACAUAUGACUCAAAGAGAAUGUUUGCUGAAACGGUCCCUCACAGCCAUGUUCUUCUCAAGGUUACCGACAUUCUCACCAACGCACGCGACAAGCACCCCACUGUUGUUUCAGGGGGGAUUCUUGCUGAGGCCAAAGAAACUUUGAUGCGUGUUCAUGCUGAGCGUGCGCAGGAUACUCUCCAGGCUAAAAGAGAGGCCUUCGGGAUUGAAUUUGGUCGGGAGAAUAUGAGACAUAUCGUCGUGGAUAACGUGCGCAUGGAGGGCGGCGUGGCCACAUAUCAGGACAUAGAUUGGGAUGCAACUGCGAUUGCAGCGACGGAAGGCACAAGUUAUAACGCGCAAAGUGCCUUAGAUGGCUACAGAGAUUUUACCCGACACUGGACCGACCAUGUUGAGGCUAUGGGCGAUGAAGAGGUGAUUCCUGAUAGCACGCGCAUUCAUCUCCGUAUCUUGCAGAGUAUUCACACUCAGUCUGACUCACUGGGUAGUCUGGCUGCCUGCAGGGCUAUAUAA
Penicillium vulpinum is the source of this 852-nucleotide messenger RNA. RefSeq lists its product as uncharacterized. Lineage: Eukaryota; Fungi; Ascomycota; Eurotiomycetes; Eurotiales; Aspergillaceae. The transcript has a single exon. The record is from RefSeq and is a predicted model, not a curated record. Bases 1 to 852 code for a protein of 283 amino acids.